Fragaria vesca subsp. vesca is the source of this 900-nucleotide messenger RNA. RefSeq lists its product as uncharacterized. Bases 1 to 900 code for a protein of 299 amino acids. The record is from RefSeq and is a predicted model, not a curated record. The transcript has 2 exons. Lineage: Eukaryota; Viridiplantae; Streptophyta; Magnoliopsida; Rosales; Rosaceae.
AUGGUUUCCAAAUACUGUCCGGGUUUUAAACCUCCUACAAGUCAUGAGCUAAGGACUUGGAUUUUGAAGGAUGAAGUUGAAGAUGUUCAAAAGUUGAUGGUAGAUCAUAAAAAAGAUUGGAGCAAGUAUGGAUGCACUAUUAUGUCGGAUGGUUGGACGGAUGGCAAGAGUAGGGUUAUACUAAACUUUUUAGUAAAUAGCCCUAAAGGUACAUGGUUCUUGAAAUCCGUUGAUGCAUCGGAUACAAUUAAAAAUGGAGAGUUGAUGCUCAAUUACUUGGAUAAUGUUGUGGAGGAGGUAGGGGAGGAGAAUGUUGUCCAAAUAGUUACCGACAAUGCUUCUAAUUAUAAGUGGGCGGGAAAGGAGCUAAUGAAGCAAAGAAGCAAAUUAUGGUGGACUCCUUGUGCGGCUCAUUGCAUUGACUUGAUGUUGGAGGACAUUAGCAAGUUGAAGGUCUUUGAAACUACCAUUCAAAGAGCUAAGCUAAUUGUGAAAUUUAUUUAUGGGCAUACACAAGUUCUUUCCAUCAUGAGAAAAUUUACCGGCAACAAGGAGAUUAUUCGGCCGGCGAUUACAAGGUUUGCCACAUCUUUUCUCACUCUCCAAAGUCUAUAUAAGCAAAAGGCAGCUCUUAUUAGUAUGUUUCAAUCUAAAGAAUGGCAUGAUUGUGGUUGUACAAAACAUAAAGAUGCUUAUGAUGUGAAGAAGUAUAUCCUCCGUGAUGGAAACUUUUGGAACCAUAUUGCCUAUUGCAUCAAGAGUGUUUUGCCUCUUGUUUGUGUCUUGAGAGAGGUUGAUUCAGAAGUGAGACCCGCCAUGGGAUUUAUUUUUGAGUUGAUAGAUGCCGCAAAAGACAAGAUUGCUAGUAAUCUUGGAAAUGUGGAAGCGAAAAAAUUUUAA